AGUAGAGUAUUCAUAACAUUUAAUAAUUAUGUGGAAAUGGAGGAAGAACUGUGUUAUCAAUUCUAAACGAGGAAGAUCUCAAAAGUGAUUUUAUUGAAUAUGUGCAUCGUUUGUGAAUAAAGAUUUUCUGUACAAAGAUGGCUGGAGAAUCGGAACAUUUACUAGGAAGUAUAAAGAAUCAAAGAGAUCACAUAAUUCUUAGAGCAUGGACGUCUGGAUACACGAGAAGAUGGAGCCGAAAUCUACGAAACAUGUCUCUUGUACUCAUAAAUAUCAUAUCAAAUUUAGCAGGGAAUGUGACUCUCACAAUUUUAUCACCGACAAUCCAGAAGAUUGGAUCAGACGGCUUUGUACUACUAGUCCAUGCAGUUGUUAUAGCUAGUGUCUCAUUGGCAGUGCUUGUGAUCUUUACAAAGAUUUUCAUCGAUAAAUCAGUAUCAUUAACUCCAGCCUCCAGUCCAAAAAUUAUUUCGGCUAAUGCUUUCACAAAUGUGGCCAGUUAUGUUUUGAUAUUAUAUUCCAGUCCCCCGACAAGAACUCCCUCCUACCUACAAAGUAUUUUAUUCAUCACUGUUUUGCCAUUUACUUUUCUGUGUCGACUGCUUAUUCUUCGAAAAGGCGUUUCAGUUGGGCGAGGACUUUGUUGCUGUGUCAUCAUUGUUGGUUUAUUUAUUUCAUCUGAGCCAUAUAUCUGGGGUCUUAAUACAAAACAAAAGAUAACCAACGCCUCCAAUUCACUCACAGAGAGGAUUUUAUGGCCUCUAUGCAACGCCCUUGGAUUUAUCCCAUUCGCCCUAGUCAACCUGACGUGCGAAAAAGAACUGACCAGAAAGAACAGUAAAGCGCUGAAUUUCGUUAUGUGGUCUCUCUUUGGUCAAGUCAUCAUGAUGGUAGCAUUAUUUUGGACAGAUUUAAUACCUGGUUUUGGAAUGGCAAAUGGCAUAUCAGAUUUCAUAAGUCAUGCAAGAAAGGGAUUAGUCUGUGUGUAUUCGACGAAUUCAAAUUGCGGAGAUGUUCUGGCUAAGUCAUGGAUAUUUAUUUCUGCUUUUACAAUUGGAACUAUAUCAAAGUACCUUCUCAUUCAAAGUUCUGAUGGCGCCAUCUUCGCCGCCAUUGUUGAAGCAGUAGUAGGACCCUUUGUGACUUUGUUCUGGACACUUUUUGAAUAUACAGAAGCUGAGAACAGCGUACGAUGGAAUCCAGUUUUCAACGAAACAUCAGUGUUUUCUCUGGGUGGAUUUUCGAUGAUGAUCCCCGGGUUGAUUGUGUACAACUACCUCACUGUUCAAGAGGAGCAAUCUAAAGAGGAAUCUUUAUAUGAUCUAGUGAAUUAAAAACUUAUAUGAUCUGUGGAAUAGCUCAGGCUGAUUAUCAUUCAUAUCAUGACGCGGUGUAUGUAUAUUUUUCAGUGUGGAAUUCACAAACUAUGAUAAUGAUUCAAUAGUUCAUUUAUGGUCGGAUACCAACUGUAUAUAUGUAGAUAUAUAUUGUGUAUAUUAUUCUUUAAAAAUGUAAUAAUGAUAUAAUAGUUUAACUAUUGAUAUUGAAAUAUAAAUAAAUGGAAAAACAAAGAA
Molecule: messenger RNA, 1574 nt
Organism: Ostrea edulis (European flat oyster)
Lineage: Eukaryota; Metazoa; Mollusca; Bivalvia; Ostreida; Ostreidae
Exons: 4
Coding region: 138-1334 (398 amino acids)
Source: RefSeq, a predicted model, not a curated record